Molecule: messenger RNA, 5657 nt
Organism: Tetranychus urticae (two-spotted spider mite)
Lineage: Eukaryota; Metazoa; Arthropoda; Arachnida; Trombidiformes; Tetranychidae
Source: RefSeq, a predicted model, not a curated record
ACUAAAACGAUUCAACAAUAAAAGACAUAAAUAAAUUGCUUUUGACUUUCUCAUGCCAAAUAAUACAGUCUAACUAAAAAUGUAACAAUCUGUACCCAAAAAAGUAAACAAAUUGUCAACAAAAUCGUUCCUCUAAUACAAUGAAUCGACUACCCAAGCCACCCUUCCCCAUUGGAUUCCCAGCUAGACUGGUCAGAGUCCUGCGUCUCGUGCAGGUAAAACACCUAAAUUGCAAGAAAGUUGAUGGUGCAUCAAGCUAUCGCGGUCAAGCCAUAACUGUAGCAAGCUAGUCGGUCCACAAAAACUAAGUGAGUAUAACAUUUGCGAAAUUUGAUUGUAUAUCAAAUGAUAAUAUAUCAUCAAUUAUCCCAAAAGCGCUAGUGUAUUGUAUUGUACAUAUUUAACACUGUUUAUGUUUUCACAUUGCAAUCAUUAAUCGAAAUUGCCUUUAUUCGAACAGUAGCAAUUAAAAGAUUUUCGAUUGUCUUGAAUGAUCUCUGCGGGGACUUGAUGACGUAUUUCUUUAAUCAAAUUAGGAUAAUUGUAAUGUCAAAUGGACUGUAAGUCAAGGCAAGUACUUCUCAAGUUUCUUAGGAAAAUGAGUUUUACAACUUUUAAGCAAUAAAGUUUAAUGAAUCUUUGCUACAUUUGUUGUAAAAUUUACCUAAAAAUAUACAUAAAAAUGUUUAAUUAGUUCUUCUGUAUCUCAGCAGUUGGAGUAAUUAAAUUUUAACAACGAAGAUAAAGUCAAGUAACACUUGAGUAUGAAUAAUAAAGCAAACUAAUGAUUAGUCGACCAGCAUUUUUUAAGGUAAAAAAAUAAAUAUUAUCAUUUUCAGUAAUCAUGAUUAAAAGACUAGUUGAAAAGGUAUUAUCGGUGUUGAUGAAACGCCAUUCAUGUGGUUAACUUGAACCAAGUCAAUUGUCAAGUCUAUCAACAUUACAGUUAAAUUAUGUCUAAAUUAGUGACUUUUAUGGACGACUAUUGUGGCCAUCCAUUUUGGGAUGACAACAUAACCUGGAACACUUACAAGCCCUGUUUAACACCCUGUUUCAUUUCAACUGCUCUAACCUGGCCACCAUGUUUAUUCCUGUGGAUUUUUGGACUGAUCUCAUUGUGUUUACAUUUACGUUUGGAGCCCACAAAGACGCCUUGGACUUGGCUUAUUAUCGUCAAAAUGCUUCUUAUCUUGGUCUUGGUUGCGGUUAAUAUAGCGGAAUUGGCUGAGCAAAUUGUUUCUGCUGCCAAUGGCUUUGAAAUUAAUUCAUUAGAUUACCAAACUCCAUUGAUCAAGGGCUUAUCCUAUAUGUUGGUUUUGACCCUUCAGACCGUCUAUCUUCGUAAAGGCGUUCACACUUCAGGAAUAAUAUUUCUUUUUUGGUUGGUCAUGACAUUUCAAUCACUUAUGAGUUUCUGGACAACAGUAGUUACUCUUCAAAAUCCAUAUGACAAGCUUUGGUCGGUUGAUAGAUUUACUUUGGUUUGCCAAUCAAUUGAAACUCCAGCCACGAUCUGUUAUUUACUUGCAUUAUGCUUCUCCGAUACUACAAAGAAACACUUUGCAGAAGAUUCGAAGAAAAUUUCGCCAUACACAAGAGCUUCAUUUGCCUCACAAAUGGUUUUCUCGUGGUAUGAUUCAAUGGCUUACUUGGGAUACAAAAAGGCUCUAACAUUAGAAGAUGUUUGGCAUUUACCAGAAGAUAAUCGAUCUCGCAAUGUUUUUAUCCGAUUUCGCCAAUAUUUAAAUUCCUCCAAAGAUUGUGUUCCGAUCAAGGAAAACCCCGAAAAAAGGGGUGAAAAGGGUUUAACCAACUAUUCAAUCUUGUACAAUCCCAAGUUUGACAUUCUUAAAACUUUAAUUAGAGGAUUUUGGGUCAAUUUACUUGCUUGUUCAACACUCAAGUUUAUCUCAUCAUUUUUGACCUUUGCCAAUCCAUCUCUGUUGGAUAAAUUAUUGUCCUUUGUUAAGAGCUCUGACCCUCAAUGGCAGGGUUACAUGAUUGCUCUAGCAAUGUUGGCCUUCUCCUUGUUGCAAUCGCUGAUUGAUGGACAGUAUGAGUUUUGGAUCUCCGUUUUGGGUUUACGAAUGAAGUCAGCUAUGGUUGGAACCAUUUAUCAAAAGAGCUUGAAAUUAUCAAGUGAAGGACGGAAAGCAUUUACUACCGGGGAGAUUGUCAAUUUAAUGGGUGUUGAUACCAAUCGAGUGUUCAUGUUCAUCAAUCAGUACAACUUUUUACUCUCAUUUCCUAUUCAACUGGGGAUGUCUUUGAAACUACUCUGGGACCAGAUUGGAGUCUCAUCUGUUGGUGGACUUAUUUUCAUGCUUCUCUUGAUUCCCUUCAAUGGUUGGGUUGCAGUUAAGAUGAAAAACAUUCAGCGAAAUGUGAUGAAACAAAAGGAUAGACGAACCAAAACUAUGAAUGAGAUUCUAAACGGAAUGAAGGUUCUUAAAUUGUAUGCAUGGGAAUUGGCUUUUGGUGAUCUAAUCAAAGAUGCUCGAGCAGCUGAAAUAAAAGCUCUUAAAACACAGGCCAUUUUCGGGGCUUGUACAAGUUUCCUUUUCUUCAGUGCACCUUUCUUUGUUGCUUUAAUAAGUUUUGCCACAUUCGUAUUAUCCGAUCCUGCAAAUGUUUUGGACGCAAACAAGGCUUUUGUGUCUUUGACACUUUUCAAUAUUCUCAGUCAAUCUUUAACAAUGUUACCAAGAGUACUAACGACUGGAGCUAAUUGUUGGGUUUCCAUUAAACGUAUUAAUAAAUACCUUCGAGGAGAAGAAAUUGAUCUUUCUCUUGUUGGUCACGAUCACGAUAAAGACACUCCUAUCUCAAUCAAAUCGGCAUCAUUCACUUGGUCGUCCGACGAAUCUCCUGUUUUAAGAGACAUUGAUUACUCGUUUAAAAAAGGAUCUUUAGUGGCUAUAGUUGGUCCAAUUGGAAGUGGCAAAUCAUCGUUACUUUCAGCCUUACUUGGCGAUCUGUUUAAACUAUCGGGCGAAGUCAAUGUUACCGGUAGUUUGGCUUACAUUCCUCAAACAGCUUGGAUUCAAAAUGAAACUUUGAGAAGAAACAUUACCUUUGGACAGCCUUUCAUUCAAAAUAAAUACGACAAGGUUCUUGAAGCUUGUGCACUGGUUCCAGACUUAAAGAUAUUGCCUGGCGGUGAUAUGACGGUUGGUGAAAGAGGAAUCAAUCUUUCAGGAGGACAAAAACAGCGAGUCAGCCUGGCUCGAAGUGUCUAUGCAGACUCAGACAUUUAUCUGUUUGAUGAUCCUCUAAGUGCUGUUGAUGCUCAUGUUUCCAAGCAUUUAUUCACUCAUGUUAUUGGUCCUAAAGGGAUGUUGAAAGAUAAAACUCGUGUUCUGGUUACUCACAGAAUUACAUUUUUACCUCAAGUUGACCACAUUAUAGUUUUAAAGGACGGAGCUAUUCACGAACACGGCACUUAUAAUGAUUUAAUUGCCAAAAAGGGUGAAUUCGCCGAUUUUGUGGUUCAAUAUUUAACUGAAUGUGAACUGGAACAAGAAGAAAUCGAUGAAGAUCUCGAAAUGUUGGAAAAGAUAAAAGAAGCCGUUAAACCCGAGCUCGAAAGACGCAUAUCAGCAGCCAUGUCAGAAUCAAGUGAAACAGACAAGCCAAGUCGAAGACGAACACUUACUUCAAGUCUAAGUCGAAGAUCAAUAGCAUCAAACGGAUUGAAAAAAGAGGACAAAGACAAAAAGGAAAGAUUCGACAGAAAACAAGGCGAUGAGGCCAAUUCUGGCAAACCUACUGGAGGUGUUCGCGAUAAAUCAAAACUAAUUGAAAAGGAAAAGGCUGCCACCGGAUCUGUAAAAGGUCGCGUCUAUUUAGACUAUUUCAAAGCCAUUGGUUAUGGCAUGUGUUUCCUGGUUGUUGCGUCUUUUGGUACCUCAAACCUAUUGACGAUUGGCCGCAAUUUGUGGUUGACUGCUUGGGCUGAUGACUCGCUAGAUCCCAAUAAUGCAAACAACACUCACCUUCGAAACAUUCGACUUGGUAUUUACGCUGGUAUUGGUGGAGCUGAGACCAUAUUCACAAUGGCCAACAGUUUACUUUUGAACAUUGCUGUUCUCACUGGAUCCAAGUUGAUUCACGAUCGAAUGCUUGACAGAAUCAUUAGAGCUCCAAUGUCCUUCUAUGAUACAACACCUUUGGGUCGGAUAUUGAAUCGUUUUACUGGUGACAUUGAUACUUGUGAUUCAACCAUUGGAUUCAAUAUUCGAAUGUUGAUUUCUCUCGCUUUUCGUGGUACAAUAUCGAUAGUUGUUAUUUGCAUGGAAACACCUUACUUCCUUGUUGUCAUUGUUGCCAUGACUGGAGUUUAUUCACUCAUUCAAAUGUUUUACAUUGCCAGUUCUCGACAACUUCGUCGAAUUGAAUCUUCUUCAAGAUCGCCCAUCUUUUCCCACUUUUCGGAAACAAUUACCGGCUCUUCAACAAUUCGUGCAUACAAUGCUGAGUAUCGGUUUAUCGAGGAAUGUUAUGAUCGUGUCGACAACAACCAAUCUUGCUCUUUUGCCAACUUAGCUGCUGGUCGCUGGCUGUCAACUCGACUUCAAUUCCUUGGUAAUCUAAUUGUAUUUACUUCGGCCAUCUUUGCCGUUUCAUCUCGUAGUCGUCUUAGUCCUGGUUUGACUGGUCUUUUUGUCAGUUAUGCAUCACAAAUCACGGGAAUAUUGAACAUGUUGGUUCGAUCGGUAACCGAUAUUGAGACCAAUAUUGUUGCUGUUGAACGUUGCUUUGAAUAUACAAAAACUCCACUUGAAGCUCCUGCAAUAAUUGAAACAAAUCGACCUAAACCUACAUGGCCUGAUAAAGGUGAAGUCAUCUUCAAAAAUUAUGUUACUCGUUAUCGAGCUGAUCUUGAUCCAGUUUUACAAGACAUUUCUUUGUCCAUCAAACCAAAUGAAAAGAUUGGUAUUGUUGGUCGAACUGGUGCUGGCAAAUCAUCGCUUACCCUUGCCGUUUUCCGAAUAAUUGAAGCUGUUUCUGGACAGGUCAUUAUCGAUGGUAUGGAUAUAUCUAGCAUUGGACUUCACGAUUUGCGUUCUAGACUCACAGUUAUACCUCAAGAUCCAGUCUUGUUUUCUGGUAACUUCAGACGAAACUUUGACCCUUUAAACCAACACACGGAUGCAGAAAUUUAUCAAGCUUUAGAGCAAGCUCAUCUAAAGAAAUUUGUUUCCUCACUGGAUUCUGGACUUGAUUAUGAUAUUGCCGAAGGAGGUGAAAAUCUGAGUGUUGGUCAAAGACAAUUGGUUUGUUUAACUCGAGCUCUUCUUCGUAAAACUAAAAUCUUGGUUCUUGACGAGGCAACAGCAGCAGUUGACGUUGAAACUGAUGAGCUUAUCCAGAAAACCAUUCGAAGUGAAUUUGCUGAUUGUACAAUUAUUACCAUCGCUCAUCGACUGAACACAAUUAUGGAUUAUGAUAGGAUUCUAGUUCUUGAUCAAGGAAAAAUUAAGGAAUUUGAUACUCCAGCUAAUUUAUUGGCUGACAAUCAAUCAGUAUUUUAUUCAAUGGCCAAAGAAUCCAAAUUGAUCCAAUAAAAGUUAAAUCAAUAAAUGAAUAGCAAAAAUUAAUGUAAUCUAAGCUAUUCUAAUUAAAUUAGUCAAAUGUUCUAUUUGCAUCAAUAUAAA